AUGGAUUUGUUCUUUGAACCCAGCAAAGGCAUGCCCUUCUGCAUUGAAGUUGGCUACUUUGAUACCAUGAAAGAAAUCAAAGAAAAGGUGGCCAAAUACCAUGGCAUUCCUGUUUAUGAACAAACCCUCAUCUUCAAAGAUAAAACCCUACCCGACGAUCUCAACAUUCACAACUCCGACAUCUUAGACCGUUCACGUAUUCAGCUGCACAUCAUCAACAACACCACCGAUCAUCCUCAUCCUCAUCCUCCUCCACAGAAAGUUACAGUCAAAACAGAAGAGGAAACUACGACUCCUUCUUCUUCUUCUUCUUCUCAGGUGCAGAAUUUGAAGAACAAGUCGAUGAUGAUCAAACUGAUGCUGAAAAGUAGUAGUUUGGGAGGAGUAGCGACGACGAUGAUGGAGCUGGACAUGAAUGAUUCAGUUUUGAAACUGAAAGAGAAGAUCUAUGAAAUGGAAUUAGUGAACAGUAGGAUGAUGAUUAUCCAUGCAAAUGGGAUUGAAUUACAUGAUGAUAAUAAGACGUUGCAUGAGUGUCAACUGGUGGAUGGUUCAGAGGUUGAGAUUAUAACACCACCACUUAAUAAGCAGCAGCCUACUACUACUACUGGUCUUAUUUCUAGCAGCAGUAGUAGUAGUAGUUUAAGCAGCAGCAACAGCAUGAUGAUGAUGAGCAUGGGAAAUAACACUAACAGUAACAGUAACAGUAAUAAUAAUAAUAAUAAGAAACUGAAGGUAAAUGUAAUGUCGAAAUGUGGGAAAAAGAUAACGUUGGAGGUGAAUCCAUUGAAUAGCGUGGGAGAACUAAGAAAGGAGUUGCAUAAGGUUAUAAGAAACAAUAAUCAUAAUAAUAAUAAUAAUAACAAUAAUCAAGGUGGGUUUCGUUUACCAGAGGAUGGUUAUUUCUUCAUUUACAAACAAAACGUCAUGGAAGAAGAUCAAUCGUUCAGAUGGCAUCGAGUUGCACAAGGUGAUACCAUUGAGAUCUUCAAUGGCUGUGUCACUGGUGGUGGAUCUUAA
This is a messenger RNA of Cynara cardunculus var. scolymus (artichoke), 1020 nucleotides long. Its product is annotated as 5'-AMP-activated serine/threonine-protein kinase catalytic subunit alpha-like. The record is from RefSeq and is a predicted model, not a curated record. The transcript has a single exon. NCBI's taxonomy places the organism in Eukaryota, Viridiplantae, Streptophyta, Magnoliopsida, Asterales, Asteraceae. Gene Ontology annotation, molecular function: proteasome binding; ubiquitin binding; polyubiquitin modification-dependent protein binding. The coding region runs from base 1 to 1020 and encodes 339 amino acids. Gene Ontology annotation, biological process: proteasome-mediated ubiquitin-dependent protein catabolic process. Gene Ontology annotation, cellular component: cytosol; nucleoplasm.